AUGGAAGUGUGUCUCCAAGGGUAUAGGCUCACUCUAUUUUGGAUUCAGUUCUGCAUCAUGUCUUUCAAGGGUGGUUCGACCGAAACCCAACAUGUCGACUACUCGGACUCGGACGCGCCUCGAAAGUCCCACGCGAUAAAUGCCCAGUUAAUCUUCGCAUGUACAGUGUUUGGUGCAGCUUCAUUCUUGUUCGGAUUCGACGACAAGAUCAUUUCUCCGGUUGCUGCAUUGCCGGGUUUUGUUGAGAAAUUCCAAGGACCUAACCCAGUCACUGGGAAGUAUGUCCUCACGGCUCGCAAUCAGAAUCUGGUAUUCUCCCUUCCAUUAGUGGGGUCCGUGAUCGGAGGUCUGCUUGCUUCGCCAAUGAAUUUCCACCUUGGUCGCAAAUGGCCUUUGAUCAUCGCAUAUUUCGUGUCUGUGGGUGGUGGAUUGCUGCAGGUCUUUGCCCCGAAUUUGGGGGCCUUUGUGGGUGGCCGCUCUAUUAAUUCGGUUGCUCUGGGCAUCAUAAAUGCAACUGCCCCUUUGUAUAUCUCCGAGGUGGUCCCCGUAUCUAUACGGGGAAGAUGUGUCAGCUCAAUGAACAUCUUGAAUCUAACAGCCGGCGUCGUAGGUACCGUGGUGGUGUUCAGAACAGAAAAGAUCGAUGGGAGCCUAUCAUAUCAGAUCCCAAUGGCUAUACAGUGUGCUCUGCCUGUCCUUCUUCUCCUCCUGACAGUGCCCCUCCCAGAAAGCCCACAAUGGCUGGCAGGGAAGGGAAAUAUAGAAGACGCUCGACACAACCUGCGGAAACUGCGUGGGUCCAGUGACGACGAGGUUGAAGAGGAACUCCGUCUCAUGAAGCUGUCUGAAGAAAAUGAGCGCGAGCUACAUGCCCAGACCAACUUCUGGCACAUAUUCCAGCGACAGCACCUCAAGCGUACCCUAACUGCAGGCUCAUUUUUCUCUCUCAACCAAAUAUCAGGCAUUAUCCUUUCAACCACAUAUACAACCGUCUUCCUCACAGCACUGGGCGUUGCAGACGCCUUCGCCCUGACAAUCAUCUCAUCCUGCUGCACAUUAGCCGGCACCAUUGCCGCACCCUUCGUCAUCGACCGUGCCGGUCGACGUCCCACCGCAUUCAUCGGAAUGGGGAUUCUGUUCAUAAUUGACGUCGUGGCCGGUGGUUUAGCCUUCAACACAGGCAACAAGAAAGCCACUAUGGCCAUCGCCGCUUUGUCCUUCGUAUUCAACUUCUUCUGGGCUUCUUCCUUCUUCUCACUGUCGAACGUCAUGCCCUCCGAAAUGGCAACUCCCAAACUCCGCCACCACACAAUGGCAUACACAAUUGCCUGUGCGCAAACAACUGCCGUUAUCACCACUCUUGUUGUUCCGCAGCUGACUUCGGCGGAUGCAGCUAACCUUGGCGCGAAGACUUAUCUCAUCUUCGCUGGCUGCAUGGCUGCGAUCAUUGUGUUUUUCUACUUUUUCAUGCCGGAGACGCGUGGCCGGACUUUUGCCGAGAUCGAUGAGAUGUAUGCCGCUAAGAUCCCUAUGUGGAAGUGGAGGUCGUAUGAGACUUCAUUUGAGUUGAGGUCCCGUGAGUCAAAGGGUUUGUGA
Messenger RNA from Penicillium mononematosum, 1596 nucleotides. RefSeq lists its product as uncharacterized. Gene Ontology annotation, biological process: transmembrane transport; carbohydrate transport. Lineage: Eukaryota; Fungi; Ascomycota; Eurotiomycetes; Eurotiales; Aspergillaceae. Gene Ontology annotation, cellular component: membrane. The transcript has 3 exons. The record is from RefSeq and is a predicted model, not a curated record. Bases 1 to 1596 code for a protein of 531 amino acids. Gene Ontology annotation, molecular function: carbohydrate:proton symporter activity.